GUGGGCGGCCCAGCAGCCCAAACCCACGAGACCCAGACCCGCAGACCGCCUUCCCCCCCCCCCACUCCUCUCCGCUUCCAGACUCCUCUUCGCCGCCGAUUCGUCCCGCCGCCCCAUCCGCUCCGUCGCGACGCCAUGUCGGUGACGCUGCACACGAACCUGGGGGACAUCAAGGUGGAGGUUUUCUGCGACCAGGUGCCGCGGACGGCGGAGAACUUUUUAGCCCUGUGCGCGAGCGGCUACUACGACGGCACCGUCUUCCACCGCAACAUCAAGGGGUUCAUGGUGCAGGGCGGCGACCCGACGGGCACCGGCAAGGGCGGCGCCUCGAUCUGGGGCGGCAAGUUCGCGGACGAGUUCCGGGAGGCGCUCAAGCACGGCGCCCGGGGCACCCUGUCCAUGGCCAACUCCGGGCCCAACACCAACGGCAGCCAGUUCUUCAUCACCUACGCCAAGCAGCCCCACCUCAACGGCCACUACACCGUGUUCGCCAAGGUCAUCCACGGCUUCGACGUGCUCGACCUCAUGGAGAAGACCCCCACCGGCCCCGCCGACCGCCCCCUCGCCGAGAUCAGGCUCAACCGCGUCACCGUCCACGCCAACCCCCUCGCCGGGUAGGCCUUUCUUCUCUCCUGGAUGGCUGGCCUGGCCUGGCCUGGCCUCUGCUGCUAAUCUAGGAACCGGAACCAAAUUUGGCUCUGUAAUAUCAUCAUCGUCUGGUUACCUGAAUUCUACCUACCUGCCUACCCGCAAGAACAUGAUGCUGCUAGUAUACUGGUGUGUUGAAUGAUGAUACUGCAAUGCAAGCGUUUGGUUAAGUGAAUUAAGCUGCGGGAGGAUUUGUCACCUGAA
Molecule: messenger RNA, 852 nt
Organism: Triticum aestivum (bread wheat)
Lineage: Eukaryota; Viridiplantae; Streptophyta; Magnoliopsida; Poales; Poaceae
Product: peptidyl-prolyl cis-trans isomerase CYP18-1
Exons: 2
Coding region: 136-618 (160 amino acids)
Biological process (GO): protein folding; protein peptidyl-prolyl isomerization
Cellular component (GO): catalytic step 2 spliceosome
Molecular function (GO): peptidyl-prolyl cis-trans isomerase activity
Source: RefSeq, a predicted model, not a curated record